Prorocentrum cordatum is the source of this 1816-nucleotide messenger RNA. Lineage: Eukaryota; Dinophyceae; Prorocentrales; Prorocentraceae. The record is from the annotation of a GenBank genome assembly.
CGCGCGCGGCGAAACCGCCCCUCGCGGAUGGCCGCGGCCCGGCCCGCGGCGCGCGCGCGGCCGGCCGCGCGGGCGCCGCGGGUGAAGAAGGUGGCGGCGAAGCGGCGGCGCAGCGGCGCGGGCGGCGGCUCGGUCAAGGUCAAGCCCGUGCCCAUCCCCGCCGUCAGGCCCGGCGGCCCCUUCUGCUGCCUCCCCGCUGGCACACGCCCAGCCGCCGUCGCGGAGGCCGCCCGGCAGGGGCCCGGCUCGGGGCGGCGCGCGCGCGCUGCGCCACUGGUGCGGCUGCUGCCGAAGCCCCCGGCGGGGCCGUGGGAGCCGCUGGCCGACGUCGGCAUCUGGCGGUGGCUGCCCAGCUGGAUCACUUUGCGCGGGGAGCGCGGGCCACGCGGCGUGGCCCCCUGCAUGAGGAGUGACCCCCUGUUCUGGGGCGCGGACGACCCCUGCGUCCUGCCGUUCCUGCCGCCGGCGGCCGCCGCCCGAGGCCGAGGCGCCGUCGUGAUCUGCCCGGGGGGGAACUACAUGUAUCUCCAGCCGCGGGAGGCUGCGCCGAUCGCCCGAUUCUUCGCCGAGCGCCUGGGCGUGCCCGCCCUCGUGCUGAAGUACCGCCUGCUCCCGGGCGCCGGCCUCCGCGAGUCCUGCGCCGACCUCGCGGCGGCGGUCGCAGUGGCGCGCCGGCAUGCCCGGGCAGGGCCGGUGGCGGCGGUCGGCUUCUCGGCCGGGGGGCACCUGGUGGCGUCCGCGUGCGCGCGGGGCGGCGCCGGCGUGCCCGACGCCCAGGUGCUCGUGUAUCCGGCGCUCGACGGGUCGGAGUGGCUGGACGAGGACAAGGCGGGCUUCGGCCCCGAGAUCCAGAUCGGCUCCCAGCAGGUCCUCUUUCCGUCGAGCCAGGCGCGAAUCAGCCCCGGGCGCGACUUUGUGCCGCCCCCGCCGACCUUCCUGGUCGCCUCCACCGGCGACUCCGACUGCGCGCCCGCGACGCACUCGGACCCCUACGCCCAGGCCGCGAUCGAUGCGGAGGUGCCACUGGUCUACAUGCGCGACGACUUUGGGGAGCACGGCUUCGCCCUCAGGGACUUCUGGGCCACCCCGUGCCUGAAGUGGUUACAGAAGCCGCGGCUUCGGCCGAGCAGGCGACCGGCAGGAGCCGUGGGAGACGCCGCCGGCUCCCGCCUGAGCGAGGCGCGCCGAGCGCGCACGCGCAUGCGCGGAGGGCACGACGUCCUCCCUCCUGACUCGCUCCCUCCUUGCUCGGAGCCGCUUGCUCCUCGCUCCUCCUCGCUCGCUCCUCGCUCGCUCCUCGCUCGCUCCUCGCCCCUACUCGCUUCUCGCUCCUCGCUCCCAUGGCCCGCUCGGCCGAGCCGGCGGCCAGCAAAUGCCGCGGGAGGCCUCGCGGCCAGCCGCCGGCGGAAGCGCGCGUGAGCGCGCGCGCAGGUGCCGGAGGGAGCCACGGUCAGAGGUCUGGGUUGUCCUCUCUUUGUGCAGGUGUGCCGCGCUCCUUUUUUGUGCGCGGCAGCGCUGUCGUUUUCCGCCUUCGACCCUCAUAGCAGUUUGUCCCUGCAUGGUGCGGCCUCACUGCCAGCGUCCGCCUUUUGGGGUGAUAGCGGACGUUCGCGCAGCGGCCUUGUCCGAAGGAGGCCAAGCACGUGUUUCGCUUCCCGUGUACAGCGAAAUCAUCGCGCGGCUCUUCUUGGCGUUUUCUACGAAAUUGGCAAAUUCCAGAGAAGGUCUUCCUGCAGACGGGGAGGGAUUCCUGCUCGUAGGAGUUGGCCUGAGGAUUUCGACCUUGAGGGCUUGUUGAAAAAUCGCGCUGGUCUGC